Alternaria burnsii is the source of this 3612-nucleotide messenger RNA. RefSeq lists its product as uncharacterized. The transcript has 9 exons. The coding region runs from base 1 to 3612 and encodes 1203 amino acids. The record is from RefSeq and is a predicted model, not a curated record. Lineage: Eukaryota; Fungi; Ascomycota; Dothideomycetes; Pleosporales; Pleosporaceae.
AUGAGAAGCAGCACGGGUGGCUAUGGUAUCACCUGGGACAAUGGUUCGCGACAACCUAUGUUUCUGAUCGUUACUGGAGUUCUCCUAUUCUUCUCGACAAUCGCUGUAGCGCUAAGGCUGUACUGUCGCCUCACCUUCAUACGAUAUGUAGGAUUAGACGACAAGUUCAUGAUUUGUGCGUGGGUGGUCGCCAUCUCACUCGGUAUUCAGAAUGGUUUUCUUGUCAGUUGGGGAACUGGGCGACACAAUGCCGAUUUGGAUCAUUCGAUCAUUAUGGUCCCUACGUUCAAACACUGGUAUGCAUAUCAGCUAGUUUACCCUUGGGCGUUGUUAUUCGUCAAAGCUAGCAUACUGGCACUCUACUACCGGAUCUUCACGCAAACGAAUUUUCGCUACGCCGUAUACGCCGUUAGUGUGUUCGUCACUGUUCAGACCAUCGUAGUCACCUUCGUCAACGCUUUCGAAUGCGGCGCGAAAGAGCCAUGGAGAGCAUGGGUCCCUACCUUUCCCAAAGGAUGCAACGACCUUCCCAAGACGUAUUUCUCGAUGGCCUCUGUCAACAUCCUCACAGACAUUUUUAUCCUAGCCAUGCCAAUGCGAGCUUUUGGGCAGCUAAAACUCCAACGAACAAAGCGUAUUGCGCUCUUCGGUGUCUUCAUGGUCGGAGGUAUAGCAGUCAUCGCGUCUAUCGUUCGUCUCUACGCCCUCUGGGUAUACGCUGUAACAGACGACCCACCUUACGACGACAUAUUCAUCCUCCUUCUCUCCCAAAUCGAGAUAAACGCUGCUAUUAUAUCCGCUUCAGCACCCGCCCUCCGCCCACUCCUCAACAAAGCCUUUACUUCGUCCUCGCACGACCGCUCCGGCCCAGGCUACCCAGCUUCUUACGGACAUGGCGGCCAAAACAGCAAGAUGUUUAGUCGCACAGCUAGAACACGUUCGAACGGACAAAUGGAGCUCUACUCGUUUGGUGGGGGCAACAGGACUAGCAAGGUACCGGUAGGCGGUACGCGCAAUACGAGUGAGGAAUCGAUAUUAGGUGUGGACGGUAUCACAAAGACUGUGGACAUGACGAUCGAAGAAGACUAUGUGAGGGAAUCUGUACAUGGGAAGAGCGGAGAGACGCAGGGAAGCGUAUAUCUCACCCAUAAGCGCAACUUGAUGACUCCUUUCUUCUGGGUCGAGUUGGUUGAUACACAUUUUGUCGAAUCCUUCCGGAAUUAUCCAUUUGUGUACGGUAGAUGGAUUCUUGAUAGAGCAGAAGAACGAGGACCAGAAGAUACUGUCGGCCAGGCUGAUGUAGCUGAGACAACAUUCGGUUUAAGUGCGACAAUGUCUUACGACAACGACUAUACAUAUGCGAACACUUGUGCUAGAGAAGGAAGUUCGGCUCCAGAGAUGCUUCUUGAAGACGAACAUUCUAAAGAGAAGACGUUUUCUGAUGGGGGAGAUUCCAAUUUUGAAACCUCUUCCGACGAGGAAAAUACCGCUACAGGGACCUCUUCCGAUAAGGAUGAUUCAAAUGCAAAGACAUCUCCUCAUAAGAACUGCGAUGCAUCUACAGACUCGACUUCUGAUUGGGGCUAUGGUUCAUUCACGGAGUCGUCUUCUGGUGAGGAAGAUGCGAAGGUAUCUUCGCGAAGCCUCUCGGAGGUGUUGUCCGUUGCUAGGAAACACUAUUGGAACUGGCCCGAGAAGCAUAUUUCUAAACAGGCGGGAAAUCUUAGUUCAUUAUCUGACAGGAAAUAUGCCUUUGCCAAAAUCAGUUGCCAGUCGUGUUACCUCAACCCAAAUUUUCAGGUCCACGGCGUUGGAUUCCACAUUGAAAAUCUGAGCGAAGACUGCGACUUUUGCGGUAUUCUACGCACAUGUCAGCAGCACUUUGCGAAUGAUUGCAAGUUCAUGACGUAUCAAUCUAGGAGGGGCGAAAACGAUAUUCAGAUCUGUUUCAGAGAUGAUCUUUCGAAAGAUCACUGUAAAGGUAUUCAUAUUCAGUUGUACUCCAAAGAUCCGCGUAUGCAUCAGCCGCCCUUCCGAUACGCGGAAGACAUUCAUAGAUCUGUCGGGUCGGAAGCCGCGAUUAGUGUUAUGAAGAGAUGGAUCAGUCACUGCUGUACGUCCCAUCGGCAUGUUUCAUCAGUGCGCAACUUGAAUCCCACACGCCUAUUAAAGCUAGGCAACCACGAAGAUGGUGGUGCUCGACUCUACUCUCCAAAACAUCCGGUGGUUUUCGCCGCGCUGUCUUACCGUUGGGGAUCGGGCAAGCAGUCAGAAACCACGAAAGAUAAUGUUACCGAACGAUACCAGGAGCUGAAGACAUGGGACUUUCCAAAGACUCUUCAAGACGCUAUUGAUAUUACUCGAAAACUAGGCCUGGAAUACAUCUGGAUUGAUCGUGUCUGCAUUAUUCAAGACGACAAAGAAGACUGGGCAAAUGAGGCAUCUCUUAUGGCUGAUAUCUACGCAAGUGCGUAUGUCGUCUUGUCAGCCACAGCCACAGAAGAUUGCCAAGAUGGCUUUUUACAAGAACGACCGAAGCCAUUUCUUAUUCAGUACGCGCAUCAUGGUCAGCAAUUUCAAGAGGUAUAUGCAAGACAGAUUGACACCCACACCUGUGAGAAUGCGAAACGGAAGCCCAACUACACAUUAUACAAACGGGGUUGGUGUAUGCAAGAAAGGUUUCUGGCCCAUCGGACCAUUCACUUCCUACCAGAUGAGAUCCAAUUUGAAUGCCAGGCUGGAAGAAAGUGCGAAUGUGAUGGUGCUAGCACGGAACGACGGGGACCGAAAGUCGUUCCUACCAAAGGAUACGACAGUUUUGGAGAAAUGCGAUCUGCCCAAGAAAUGAGUACAAAGAUCUUUGCACUCCACUGGACGAGGAUCGUGCAAGAGUACAGUCAGAUGAAGCUCACAUAUGGGGAAGAUUCUCUCCCAGCGUUUUCAGGCCUAGCAGCAUGCGUGGAACACCUGAAACCAGGAAGAUAUAUCGCAGGCCUUUGGGAACAGGAGAUCGGAUAUCAACUUGGAUGGUAUAUCAAUCCGACCUAUGAUCUGACAAGACGUUGGGAAGAUCCGAAGAAUAUCAAUUAUCUGGGUCCUACCUUCUCCUGGAGCUCGCGUGUGAUGGGUCCUGUUGAAUAUGCAUACCGAAGCAACUAUCAUUUUGAACCCCUAUGUACUUUGGAAAGCUUCAGCAUCGAACUAGCUACAUCCAAUCCUUAUGGUCAAGUCCGUGGUGCAAACCUCUGUCUCAGCGGAUGGUCAGUGUCUGGAAACGAUAUGAUUGCAAGGCUCAAAAUACCUGACCAAGACUUUUGCAGAAUGCAUAUAUACUUCGACUCUGGCUUCCAUUUUAUGUUCGAUUGGUUUAGUUUUUGGAAAACAGAAGAGCUGGAAAACACCAUAAGCUGGGAAACUGUUCUGUGUUUUGGGCUAUACGAAUAUGAACUCGAUCGAGGUGAUGAUCGAGAUGUUGUGGUCCAAUUUGAUGCGCUUUUAGUACAGCCCAGUCAGAGUAAGGUGGGGGAGUACUUCAGGAUUGGAGUUGUUCGGAAUUUACAGAAGUCCCGGUUUGAUGAUGCAGCGGUAGCAAGCACGAUUACUCUAGUCUAA